Messenger RNA from Knipowitschia caucasica, 300 nucleotides. Lineage: Eukaryota; Metazoa; Chordata; Actinopteri; Gobiiformes; Gobiidae. The record is from the annotation of a GenBank genome assembly.
AUGGCAGCAGCACAAGUCGGGGCCAGGCACCUCUGGCUGGGGCUGGCGAACAUCAGGGAGGCGGAGAAGAGGCAGCUGCUGGACCUACCCAUCUCCCAGACGUCGCUCUUCGGCAAGUUGUACUGUGGAGAAUCGGGACUUGGCCAUUCAGAGUGGGUUGGAGAAAUAGCCAACUUUAUAUCAUCUCUGAGCACGAGGUUGAAACAAGAUGGCGAGCCUUCCCUGGACCUUCUGAACUACAUCCAUCUGAGAGUUAACACCCUCUGUUGGACUGAACUCAUACUCCUUCUGAACUGGUAG